This is a messenger RNA of Porites lobata, 9753 nucleotides long. Lineage: Eukaryota; Metazoa; Cnidaria; Anthozoa; Scleractinia; Poritidae. The record is from the annotation of a GenBank genome assembly.
AUGAGUUCAAACUCAUCGGCCUCAACGGAAAACUCCACUCAAGAAUCGCACGAAAGCUAUGAUGUCAACGUAUACACGAAGGCUUUGAAGCUUACUCUAUACGCCGUCAUCUUCCUUGUUAGCGCCAUUGGAAAUAUACUUGUUUGCAUCGUUAUCAUGAAAAGAAGAAAAAUGAAGACGGUCACCAACUAUUUCAUUCUUAAUCUGGCUUUCGCAGAUUUGACUCUAACGUUAAUUUGCAUCCCAUUCGACAUCCCAGUGCAAGAAAUGAACUACAAGUGGCCGUAUGGGUCCUUUAUGUGUAAAAUUCUGUACCCUUUGCAGACAAUGUCGCUGUUUGCAUCUGUCUUUACUUUGACCGCUGUUAGUUUAACACGCUAUUGGGCCAUAUUGUAUCCCCUUCGUCGGCAACUCAGCACUACCAAUGCAAAAUGGCUGAUCGUAAUUAUCUGGCUGUUAUCGAUAGUCCCAGUGUCUCCUUACAUCAGUGUCCUCAGAAUUGGAAAUACAACAGGAGUAUGUGAUGAAUUUUGGAGUAGUAACAACGAUCGAAAGAUUUACACAGUGGUGCUCUUUGUUGCUGAGUAUAUCAUACCUCUUAGCAUUAUCGCAGCAGCGUAUACAAGCAUUGGCAGAGAAUUAGGCAAGAAAAACAAAACUGGUCUUGAAAACAAGUUUCUUCAAAACGCACAAAGCGAGGAGGCAUCAAAAGUAAUUCGAAUGCUUAUUGCAGUGACCAUUCUUUUCGCUGUGUGCGUACUCCCUACGAACAUUAUGUGGCUCUGGUUGGAUUUUGGAAAUGCCGAAGAACAAUUUGCCCACUUUUGGGAACUAGUUGCAUUUUGCAACAUACUGACAUUUGCUAACAGUGCCGCAAAUCCAGUUUGCUAUACUAUUACCAAUAUGAAUUACCGCAAGGAGAUUCUGAACCUUUUGAGAAGGUGCUUUAUGAACCGAAACAAACGCGCUCUACAAUCAGAUGAGAUAGAAAUGCUUGAUACUUCAAGAGAUCUGACCCGUCAAAGAUCAACAGCUUACACAGACACCUAGGAUCGUGGCUAAAAACGUCCUGGGAAACAUAGUUGUGCGAUGUUUUUUCGGGCUCUAAAUUACUCUUCUGACUUACACAUGGGGCCCUACUGAACUGACAACUAGGUCUCUGCAACUGAGUUUUGUAGGCGUCUUAGGGCCUAAAUCCAAGAUUUUUAAAUUUUAUUUUACCUUCCAUUGUAAGGCAAUAUUUAAAUGUGUCUUUCGAUGGGCAAAAAUCAUCCUGUGAUUUAAGCAGUUACAGUGAAGGGAAGUAUCAAGAACGGUUAUCUGAGAAGAGCGAAACUCAUUAUGCUUGUGCAAUAUGACUAGCCGACUGUUUUACGGUUGAAAACCAAAAACUAAACAUUCAUCAAUAUUGAAGAAUAUCCUUAAUCCCUGUUCUUAAUUUUCAUUUGCUUGUUCAGUUUUCGAAAAUAUAGUGUGAGGGCAAAUAAUCCUAUGAGCAAAUAUAACUUAUCUUUAAUUGAUCAAAUAUCAACUGAAGAUAACUGGGGGACAUCGUGUAGUAAUUGCCGAAACACCUUUAAAAUCUUCCUUAAAGUAUUUUAAACCGCCAUCUAAUAAUAAUAAUAAUAAUAAUAAUAAUAAUAAUAAUAAUAAUAAUAAUAAGAAGAAGAAGAAGAAGAAGAAAAGCUUACCACAACAAUAGGAUUUGCUAAUGACAUUUUUACCAUAGAGCAUAAGAAAAUUUUCUAGACAAGUUAAGUUAUAUCGUUUCCCAUUUAAUCGUUUUGGUCCUGAACUGAACUGAAAAAUGACAAAAGAAUUAAACGAAUGCCAGCAAAAAUAGGACAGCUAAGUAGGGGGCCAUUAGUGUCCCUCAAUAUUUUAUCAAUAAUAACGGAUAGGUACCAAUGAUUCAAAAGAAGCUAGGAUACAAUUUCGGUAGUAAUUAUCAGAAGAGGAAGUGAAAUGGACAAUGUAAUAUAUGUAAUAUUUUAAAUUUGUUUGUGUUAUUGUAUUUAUACACUACCCCGGGCAUUUUUAUAUCCGUAAAUUAAAAAUCACUCGUUCAUCUUUAAGAACCAUCAUCUAACUCCUAAUUUUUAAGUUCCGUAUUUUACGUAAUGUUCCAUUCGACUGAAAAUUUAAAACUUACAAAAAAUAAAGAAUAAUACUUAGAAGCUAAAAGACAUGCAGUUUUCUUGGUUUGCUCUCUAUGACGCCAACGCUUUAGUGGGAUGCUCCAGGCCAUUUCUUUACCUCCUUUCGAUUGUUUUACUUUUUUUUUUUUUUAUCAUCAGUGCUUUGAAAAUACAUUAUGGCUGGUAGACGUCGAACGCGUGCAAAAUGCUUCACGGAAGAAAAUAACCUUGAGGUUUAAACAAGAAUCAACAAAGAACCUUCUCAAGAGUGAAAGCGUGGAAUUUGAGCGAUUUGAGAUGCCGUUUUUUAACGCCGCGUUUGAGGUCAUUUAAGUGAUUCGCUCGUCAUGUUGUCACGAUUUCCCGGCUUGGGCUCGUGUCAGUGCGCUAUCCGAAAAAUUUUAAUAAGAUGCUACGAUUUGCGUAAGCUGCUUUCGCCUCUUUGUGUUCAUCAGAAUAAAAUCGGAAAAAGAUUGUUAAGUGUAGAGAGGGCAUCAUUUAGCUCAUUAGCGUCCAAAGCAAAAAUAUUGAUAUGUAUAAUGGUUACGUUUUUAAAGUCUGGUGAUUUUUUAUUCGGAAUAUUAAUAUCCAACAAAUCCAAACUGCAAGCAAGAUAAAUCAACAAAUCUCGUUAUUUUUUUUCUAUAAACCUACGUUCCGUGGUCUGCUAGAGAGCAGUCCAUUAGGUGCUCGGUCAUUUAUAGCCAUAGCACUAGACGUGUUAAUAGUCUCGCUUGCGUAAGCAGCGAGACGCAUAAUCUGCAAGCCGUUUUGCUUCGUAUUUAGGACACAAAAGGGAGGCCAUGGUCCUAGGUGUUCCUAGCGGAGACCUUGGAAACUGGGAAUAAGACUCGUUGCCUGACCGAAGCCACCCAUGUUUCGCGAAGAAAGCUUAGGAAAGCACUAAUGCGAUUGAGAGCUUUUCUUGAACGAUUCGGUCCACGAAUUCUAUCGCUUGAAAGAGUUAAAUAAAUAACUUUGGAACAAGUGAAAACUUCAGUGGUCGAAAAAAAAGAAUAAUCUUAAUUAGCAAAGGCUAACUGGUGGGGUGUUGAAAAACUUUCAUUGUAUGCAAAUGAGUCUUGUGAUGAGCUUGCGGUUUAUUUUCAGCGAUGAUUAAAAUGAAGCGUCAUGUUCUCAUCACGUUUCUUUCGAAUAGAGGCCCUUGAAUUUUCGUGUAAUUAUACACGCGUACAGGCAGCGACCGCAGACGUAUUUACGGUCAUCGUAAACACGCUUUUAAAAUCAGUUGAGAAACAAAGUAAAUAUCCUAAAGAAUACUCGACCGUCGAUAAAGUAGGAAGUGAAGAACCUUUAACGAGUAAAUCCUGUUUCGUGUAGAGUUAAUGGCUUCCUCAUUUCUUAUCUUAUCUCCAAGCAAGCGAGACUCGCACUUAUAUCAAGAGUGUUCUUGUGUUUAGAAAGCUUAGCCUCUGGGCGUUCUCUCUUGUCCGUUUGUCCGCGAGUCUCUCUCAGUGACGUCACAGCUCACCGUAGAGUCCAGUUAACCGAGCCGAAAACGCCCAGCGACCAGGCUGAUGUUAAGAAUAUUCAAUUAACCUCGCAUUGUAGACCAUGAAUAGAAGAUGGCCAAAUUUUUGACAUCUGUCUGCUUCAGGCUUGAUUUCAUGGGAAAGAAUUAAAAUUUAAGCCAAGCAAAUUUUGACUAGAUUUCUACAGAAUUUGGCUUGUAAAUAUCUUUUUUCGUAAGAAAUCAUCAUGAUCAUGAUCGAGGUACUACUCGACUGUCUGAUCUGUCAACGUAAGAAGAAAAUAAGAUUAAUUUUGAUACAUCUUAAUUCAUUUUUUGAUGGAUUAUUUAAUAGCGUGCAGCAGAAAACUUUUAUUAAUCUCAAUCUUUCCGGCUUCACGAGACAAACUGGUCAAGUCAUUGAAUACAAAUCAAUAACGUAACUAUUUGAAACAAAGAAAUAAGUAAUCAUUGGUACCUGAAAUUGAAAGUGGGUCUGACUAAUAUUAAUCAUUUAAGUGUAUAUUAUUAGAACAUCCCAUCAAGUGGUUAACAGAAUAUAUUUAACAUAUAUAACAGAAUAUAUUUUUGAGGCCUCAAUUUACCUUGAGUGCACCACAAUGAAAAUAAUUUUUUUUUUGACGAAAAAACCCAAGCAAAAUCCUUGGUUCGUGACCUCGCAAAUUUAUGUUACUAUCAAUACGUAUAGGAUAGCUUCCUUUUCAACCAAGGUUUCGUUAUGAAAAUCCUCAAGUAAUUACUAAUCACUUUCAAAACAUAAGAAGACGCGGUUUUUAAUUUGGCAUCGGCACAUGUUUCAGCAGGAAAGUCUUUCUUCUUCAGAGAUAAUCACAAGGAAUUGAUGAAAUGGUUUAUUUUCAAUAUCCCAUGCAAUAGAAUCAGUGUUUUUUAAAACUAUAAAAGUGUAACUGCGGGCGUUGAAGAAAGUAGACGCAAUGUUUAUGUUAAGGUAAAAACCUUCGUCUUAAUUUGACAACUAUUGGGGCCCGCUGCUGUCUAGACCUUCUGGAAACUAAAUUAUUAUAAGCGCUUUUGAUCAUUUUAAUGUUAAAAGGCGCUAUAUUAAGUUUUAAAUAUUAUAAUUAUUACUAUGUGCUCUUAAGACAUCAUGAAUGACAUUGGCAUUGACAAAAAGCAGCAACUUUAUAUAAUCAAGAAAAUGAUAAAUAUAGCCAUUAGAGCAACAUAUUACAUCUUUUGUUGUAGAAAUAGGACUUGGGAUAGCCCAGCCUUAAUGAAAUUUUGAUUUCUUUAUUUUUUUUUUUUUUUAAUAAUCCAAUCUCAAGCAGCAUUUGUAAAUUGCCUAUGCGUAGCGAGAUUUACAAUUGUACAUUCUAAAACACAAAUAAAGUUUCCAUUAUUAUCAUACAGUUAUCAUUUAAACAUUAAUUAAAUUUUAUUUUGCUUUUGAACUGUUACGAAAUUAACUUUGAAAGUGACGUUUUCGCUGUCUUGGCGCCGUCUUGCUUGGUUGUUUACUGACUCCCUUUUUGGCAAGAUGGGUAACGUGCAUGAAAGAUGCUCUUAUCCUUUUAUAGUAACAGAGGCCGGGAUUAUAUCAGAGACCUUGCUUUGUCAAUUGGAAACGCCGUUUACGAAAGGGAAAUAGACGUACACGAAUAGCCCUAGUCGUCGGAGUCGGCCUGGGCAAAGUGUUUCAAAGUUCAAGGGCGAUUAGCCCAAUAGACCUCUUUAGCUUGUAUGUUAUUGUUUUUUUUUUUUCCAAUAAAGGUCUCAGGGAAAUUUGCCGCUUUGACUUUUCGUAAUUAAAUGUCUUUUCAUAAAUUAUGCGUAAUAUUGUUGGUUUUCACAUGACGUCACUAACAUUCAAAAUAAAAAACUAUCGAUCCUACCUGAAUUUUACUUUCACGAUGCAUUAGAGCAGUUGAAAACUAAUUUUCGUACAAAUUUUUGCUUCAAAAGGGUUCUUGGUUUUGUGAUAGAGUACGCUUGAAUUUGUAAGCUUUUGCGUGACGCGGCAUUUACAUGACGGCCAAGGGAGCUGUCAUGUAGGUUAAAAAAAUGACUUAUUUCAGAAAAUUUUGCUAUCUAAGCAGUUCAUGUAUUAGAAAAAGUAUUACUUUAAUGUUUAUGAGUUUCUCGAAGAAUAAAUUCACGCUUUUGUAGCAAAACUCGGCAACAGAUGUUUCUGUUGGUUGCCGUCCUCCAUGUUGGAGCUCAUCCAGGUGAGCACCAGCAUGGCGUCUCCAUACAAAUCUCUAUAAGUUUGGGUAAAACAUUUCUUCGGACAUCUCGUAUACGAAAUAUUCCUCUCACCUGAAUCUUGGCGAGGGUCUUUGUAUAUGUACCUCCUUUCAUUCUGGACUUUAUCUAUUGAACGCUUUUGAUUUUUAUUUUGAUCUAUUUUGAAUGGCGUGACACUGAAAACCAGCAAUAUGCACAGAAAUAACGCCAAAUUUGAAUGAAACAGUUCUAGCAUUUACCACAUGACCUGGAAUACACUGGAAAAACAAAACAUACAAACUAAGGGGCCGAACGUUUGACUUUUGAGGGGGGUAUGGCUGACUUCAGAAAAAAAAUAUUCUGCAGAUUGAUUUCAAGGAGAAAAAAUUCUUGCAAGGAAGUACCUGGUGAAAAAAAAAUUCCUACACUGAAAAAAUAUAUCUUUCAUGGAGUAUAAUGCUGGAAAAAAAUCUUACUCCUUUGUAUGUCAGGAAAAAAAUUCUAUCUCCAGCGGUUUGGAAAAAACGUCUUACCCAAAUCAAAUCACUCAUACCCCUCCUCAAAAAGUCAAAUGGUCGGCCCCUAAAUAGGUAACAUUCUAGGGCCUGCUGUUGGGAACUUUUAUCUAUACUUUACCUAUACCUAUAUCUGUUAAUAAUAUCUAUACCUAUACUUAUUAAAUAAAUAUAACUUUUUUAAAGUUACUCCAGGUGUUUCUCAUUAUAAUGCAUUUUUCCUUGCUGUCCUUAUCACCAUAACGACGUUGCCAGACGUCAAGACGCUGAGAAAUAAAUUCCAAUUUGGAAUGUUUCAAGCUAAACUGUUGAUAGGGGAUCUCUGAAACUCAGUGUGGUGCUGCUGGUUAAGAUUUAAACUGUAUAUUAAACUAAGGAGCUGUUUCACAACGUUUAUUAAAAUUCAAACAGUGGGAAAUGUCAUCAAAUUGAGAUAAACAUGAAAAUUGCCGCUCAAAACGUUAACAGAAAGUAUAAAUGACGCAGCAAACACAAAAGAAGGCACCAUUGGACAAACUUGAAGAAGAUUGAAACUGACUGCAAUUGUGGUUUUUUCUUUUAUUCAGUUGAAUGGUUAUAGAACACUUCCCUCUUUAUUUAAUCAGUAACAUUGCGUAUUUAAGCUACUGACAGUUUUCUAUGCAAGUUUUGUUUGUAGGUUUCUAAUUUGUUAACAUAUCUGAUUCUACAUAGUAUGCAGGAAACUGGCUCAAUUCUGUCAGUUCAACAGCUUUGUUGGAGUGGUAACAAUGGUUCUACCUGCAGAUUCCAACUGUGACAUGCACAUAGUAUGUAUCAGGGGCGUAGCAUGGGAUUUUAAAGAUGUACGCUCGAGAAUAAAUGUUUCGUAAGCGCCGAAGGCGCUUGCAACUAGGGGGAUCUGGGGGCAUGCUCCCCAGAAAAUUUUGAAAUUUAGGGUCUCGGAAAUGCCAUCUCAUGGUUUUUCUGCGGGGCAUUUUCAAUAAAUAAUGCGGCAAAAAUGCAGUAGAAAGUUGUUUAUUUUAACCAUUUCCCUAGUGUUUUCUGUAAGCUACAGUGUUCCGAAAAGAAAAAAAAAAUACAAAAACAAUGAAGACAGGUCACAAGCAAAGGGCGAGGCGUCGACCCUUAAGACGGGCAAACUCCGUUACCAACCGGCUGUCAAUAUCCACGUUCUUAUGUUUAUGUCUCUUCAUGCUACUGAAGCUACGUUCUGCAGUGCAUGUCGACACAGGAUAAGUUAACAAUGUUACGAGAGCAACAUAUACACCGGGAUAAAAUUGGAAGUUUGCGUGGUCAAGAGUCUCAACCAAAGUCUGCAGCGUCACAUUCGGAUCCAUGCCACUCCAUUUGUGCUUCCAUCUUGUGACUUCGGUUUUAAACUCAUCCUCAGAGAUUUCUGCACGUUGAACUGUUGAACUGAACUUCUACACGUUGUUCAGUUGUCUUGUUAAUUACGUUGAAGUAAUCGUGUAUCGAUUUUCGAGCCAUAUGUGUGUACUUUGUGUCACGAAACACACGAAAACACUACAGAAGCCAGUGAUCACGCUCCUCAAGUCGCAGAGAUAUUCAUAGGAUUCUCUAACAGUUUAAUUUCUUAGGAAAAUCAAUCACUGGGGCUUCACUGUUUGACGUCACAAGUAUAUUCCUAAUCUCCGUUGACGGGAAAUACGUUUUGUUCUGAAGCCACACGUCAUGGCAUAGUAACCUCUCCUUCAAGAAUACCUGCGGGGCUGAGAAAACUGGUGAGGCUGGCUGACCUUGAGGGAGGGAUACACGAAGCGUUUUUCCUAUUUUUGCUUACCACUCAAAUGCAUUUUGCCAUUAUUAGUGGCCAGCACUGAAUGAUUAAUGCUCGGAUAAUGGCAAUUCUAAUAAAAAACGCCAGCAUAAUGUGAAAAUAUGAAAUUAUUAGCCAGCAAAUUUAAUGAGACAAAAUUUUUUCUCAGAUCUCAGCUGUACGCACGGGCGUACGAGCGUAUAUGGACGCUACGCCCCUGUGUAUUACCUGCUAUAUGUUUCGAAAACAAUUUAGCAAUUUAAAUUAGGGUUAAUUUAUUUUCUUAAACCUGAAAAUGAGUUUAUUAAUGGAUUGUCUUCCAGCAAUUGCUGUUCUGACUAGUCACAGAGUAUGAAAUACGUGCCAAAAGAUUAAUCAUAAAUAACGCAAAAAUUUCAGGCCAUUUUUUCGCCCCCGUUUGGUGCCAAAAAACAACUUGAUAUUGCUGCAUCUUUCCACUAAAGACAAUUGUCUGCAUCUUUAUGCUAGCAAUUUUCCUCUGCCGUUACUGUUAUUGAAACACCGUAACUCGAAGCGUAAUGACUUCUUUUAGACUUUUGUGUUUAAAGGUUUUUUGAAAGUUCCAAAUCCAACUAUUAUUUUGCCGUGAAAUUGCGUUGGCCGCCUAAAGCGAGGAAAAAUAUAGAUUUUCUGACCUACUAAUGGCCGUUUAAAAUUUCUCGAUGGGAGUCGCUUCACUGUUACAAAUAUAGAAAACAUUGGUAACGGUUUGUUAUUUGCGAUUACCGCUCCAGAAGCGCCGCUUAAAGUAUAAGUUAUAGUUGUUUUUAUUCCGUACAUAGAGGACCUUCUACAAGCGUAACUUAUAACGACUUUUUGUAUUCAUUUCAGUUGAGAUUUCAAGUCUGCUUAGGCCCUGAUUCCCAAUCGAAACGCUGCCUAAGGCGAUAUUCAUAUAUUCAAGGGUUAUAAUAAAAGUCCCUUAUAAGAGCAGCCAUGAGUUCAAACUCUACUUUAAGUAACAUAUUCUCAAAUUUUACAACAGCAGAAGAUUCUUCGACCUCAACGGAAAACUCCACACAAGAAUCGCACGAAAGCAAUGUCAACGUUUUCACGAAGGCUUUAAAGCUUACUCUAUACGCCGUCAUCUUCCUUGUUAGCGCCAUUGGAAAUAUACUUGUUUGCAUCGUUUUCAUGAAAAGAACAAAAAUGAAGACAGUCAGCAACUAUUUCAUUCUUAAUCUGGCUUUCGCAGAUUUGACCCUAACGUUAAUUUGCAUCCCAUUCGACAUCCCAGUGCAAGAAAUGAACUACAAGUGGCCGUAUGGGUCCUUUAUGUGUAAUAUUCUGUACCCUUUGCAGACAAUGUCGCUGUUUGCAUCUGUCUUUACUUUGACCGCUGUUAGUUUAACACGCUAUUGGGCCAUAUUGUAUCCACUUCGUCGGCAACUCAGCACUACCAAUGCAAAAUGGCUGAUGGUAAUUAUCUGGCUGUUAUCGAUAGUCCCAGUUUCUCCUUACAUCAGUGUCCUCAGAAUUGGAAAGACAGGAUCAUGUGAUGAAUAUUGGAGUAGUGACAACGAUCGAAAGAUUUACACAGUGGUGCUCUUUGUUGCUGAGUAUGUCAUACCUCUUAACAUCAUCGCAGCAGCGUAUACAAGCAUUCGCAGAGAAUUACGCAAGAAAAAACAAAACUGGUCUUGA